This is a messenger RNA of Medioppia subpectinata, 228 nucleotides long. Lineage: Eukaryota; Metazoa; Arthropoda; Arachnida; Sarcoptiformes; Oppiidae. The record is from the annotation of a GenBank genome assembly.
AUGAACUGGAUUGGGUUUGAAAGAGGGAUUAUAAGCCGGGCUGGGUUUGGCCGACAGAGACAACAAUGUGUGCCAACAGAGGGAUCCUAUAUUCCACGAGUUGUUGGCCAAAAACCGGUGAUUUUUAAGGAGAUUAUGUUCAAUGGUUUCCAGAAAGAGAUGAGUGAACUUGUGAUAAGAAGAUAUCUGUCGUUGUUUUGGUUGCAAUUUAUUUCGCUUAAAAAGUGA